UUGUUCUGUGAAGGAAGGACUUUUUAGUGAUUUCCGAGAGUUUUUCAUGGAAAUUUGAGAAAAAUCAGUGAAAAUGGAUCAGAUUCUAGCGCGGGAUUACUCAAACUAUCUCACACAGAACAGUAUUUCCAAAGAGGUGGAUCCAAUUUGUCGGAAUAUAGAUGACAUGCUAACCCGGCUGGAUGAAUUUGAGAGCCUCCUGAAUGUUGUAAAAGAAAACAUCUCAGUGACAACGGAUAAGAACCUCCCGGAGAUAAGUGCCUUUGAGAAGGACUUCCAGGAGCUCUGCCGGCGAAUUGAUGGCUUUGAGCGCUUCGUGGGCAUUGCUGGGGACAAUCUGGCCAAAAUGGAAGCUCACCAGGCCGUGGCGGAGCAAGAAUUGGGCUUCACCGAGUCCGGACUGAAGGGUUUCCUCAAACCAAUCUUCGGUGGACGUCCCAGAUCCGAACAGGAGGCCACCAAUCUCACCGCAGACGAAGUCUACGAACCUCCGGAAGUCUACAAUACAUCAGAUUUCUUCCCGGAUAGCACAUCCUGCUAGAAAGUCACGCAGAGCCGGAACGGAGGAAAAAUAAAUGAUAAAUUUUCUUCAA
Molecule: messenger RNA, 593 nt
Organism: Lutzomyia longipalpis
Lineage: Eukaryota; Metazoa; Arthropoda; Insecta; Diptera; Psychodidae
Gene: Blos4
Product: biogenesis of lysosome-related organelles complex 1 subunit 4
Exons: 3
Coding region: 74-541 (155 amino acids)
Cellular component (GO): BLOC-1 complex
Source: RefSeq, a predicted model, not a curated record